AUGGAGGCCUGGCUCAACGACUCCGGGGCUCUCGGCCUGCCCCAUCUCAAAGUCGCCGACUUUGCCCUCACCGGCCGUGGCGUGCAGGCCCAGCGCGCCUUUUCCGCCGGCGAGCGCAUCCUCACCAUACCCGCGCAGUGCCUGUGGACGGUCGAGCACGCGUACGCGGAUCGCCUGCUGGGUCCGGUGCUUCGCGCGCUGCAGCCGCCGCUGUCGGUGGAGGACACGCUGGCGCUGCACAUUUUGCUGGUGCGCGCGCGGCGGCGGCCGGACGAUGACGGCGCGUACGAGGCGGGUCGGAGGAGCCAUGUGGACGUGCUGCCGGACAGGUACACCAUGAGCAUCUUCUUCAGCGACGAGGAGAUGCAGGUGUGCAAGGGAAGCUCGCUGUAUACGCUGACGACGCAGCUACGAGGCAGGAUCGGGGACGAUUAUAAAAAGUUGCUGACGCGCGUGUUGAUGCGCCAUCGCAAUCUAUUCCCAUUGAGUAAAUUCGGCAUAGAACAUUAUAAAUGGGCACUCUGCACGGUAUGGAGUCGCGGCAUGGACUUUACCGUCUCCGAGGGAAACUCUUUGCGGCUUCUGGCGCCCUUUGCAGACAUGCUCAACCACUCAUCCGACGUGAAGCAGUGCCAUGCCUACGACCCUACCACCGGGGACUUGUCUAUUCUCGCCUCCAAAGACUACAAUGUCGGCGACCAAGUCUUCAUCUACUACGGGCCCGUUCCCAACAACAGACUCUUGCGUCUCUACGGCUUCGUGCUGCCGGAGAAUCCCCACGACAGCUACGAUCUCGUGCUGCAGACGAGCCCCAUGGCGCCGCUCUACGAGCAGAAAGAGAGGUUGUGGAAACUAGCCGGCCUGGAUACGGCCUGCACGAUCCCUCUCACUGCGAAUGAUCCGCUUCCUCGCAGCGUACUCCGAUAUCUACGCAUCCAGCGGCUCGACGAGUCUUUGCUCGGCGCCAUGACUAUGCAGAUUGCGACUGGCGCCGACGAGAAAAUCAGCGACGACAGCGAGACUCUGAUUUUGCAGUUCCUCAUCGACUCCAUCAGCGCCAUCCUCGAAGGCUUCAGCAUCCCACUCGACAUCUUGACGGCGCAGCUCGCCGCCGGCGACGUGUACCCCGUGGGAGGCAACGCCUGGGCAGCCGCGCAGGUCAGCGUCGGCGAGCAGCGCAUUCUGCGGCUGGCCAGGGACAAGGCAGAGCGCUUACUAUCCGCGGUCGACGGCGGCGGCGGCGACCAUGGUGACGCGCAGAGACGGAGGAACCGGUGCGCGCGAUGCGGAAAGGAGGAGGAGGAGGAUGGGGAGGAGGCGGCUACGCGGCUCAUGGCGUGCGGGCGGUGCAAGGCAGUUUGGUACUGCGGGCGGGAAUGCCAGGUGGGACAUUUCAAGGAACACAAGGCGCUGUGUCGAUCGCUGGCCGCGAAAAAAGUAAAGUAG
This is a messenger RNA of Beauveria bassiana ARSEF 2860, 1446 nucleotides long. Its product is annotated as histone-lysine N-methyltransferase. Gene Ontology annotation, biological process: peptidyl-lysine monomethylation. Lineage: Eukaryota; Fungi; Ascomycota; Sordariomycetes; Hypocreales; Cordycipitaceae. Bases 1 to 1446 code for a protein of 481 amino acids. The record is from RefSeq and is a predicted model, not a curated record. Gene Ontology annotation, molecular function: protein-lysine N-methyltransferase activity; protein binding. The transcript is spliced from 2 exons. Gene Ontology annotation, cellular component: nucleus.